UCUCCUUGGACAUGGUCUUUCCCUCAACACGCUGCCAAAGAUGUCACUGUCCGACGCAGAUAGAAACACGAUAACAUGACGGGGAACCCAACCAUCUACCUUCCCAGAUCCUAUCUUCUCUGAGCACCGUUUACAAACUAUCCACGCCUCCAUCCCUUUCCUCGGCAAUGUUUCGUUUCAUUCUUCCAUUACACAACCAGGCCGUCUGUAAUUAAUGAACUUUUCGCGCCCCUGUGCAACAGUUCGUCAGCUCCCAGCGCGCGGAAGACAAUGAAGACCACGCGGAAAUGCCGCGCGUUGCUCUCGGUUGGACUCAACCUGGUCGCCCUGUUUUUUUCCACCACCGCGUUCAUUACGACGUAUUGGUGCGAGGGCACUCAGCGCGUACCCAAGCCCAACUGCAGCAAGCAGCGGCGGCACAACUGCAUCGACUACGGCGUGAACGAGACAGACAAGAGCAAGGUCCACUACAGCUGGGAGACCGGAGACGAUCGCUUUCUGUUCCGCCGUUUCCACACCGGGAUCUGGUACUCCUGCGAGGAGAACAUUCACGGUCCAG
Messenger RNA from Coregonus clupeaformis (lake whitefish), 559 nucleotides. RefSeq names its product germ cell-specific gene 1-like protein. The transcript has a single exon. The record is from RefSeq and is a predicted model, not a curated record. Gene Ontology annotation, cellular component: plasma membrane. Lineage: Eukaryota; Metazoa; Chordata; Actinopteri; Salmoniformes; Salmonidae. The annotation marks the transcript as partial.